AUGCGGUACGAAGUCAACGACAAGGUGCUUUGCAAGCAUGGAUUGUUCUUCUAUGAGGCGAAGAUAACCGAUGUCGUAGAAGAGGACGGCGAAUUAAUGUAUACAGUGCAUUAUCUGGGUUGGCACAAACGAUACGACGAGCGAAUUCGUCAUUCGAAAUGCCAUGGAAUGUUCUUGCCGCUGACCGAAGCCAAUAUCGCCAAAGCGAAAGCAGACAUUCAAGAGGCGAGUACUGCUAAGAUAAAGCGUAAGAAAGAGAAGAUGGAAGGCGACUAUGCACGAAAGAGCGAAGAUGGAAGUCGUGCAUCAACUUCAAGUCCAGGUGCGACGGUCUUGGCUUCGCCUGGUUCAGACAUUAAUGCGCUAGACGAGAUGUUGAGCGAUUUGCCGGAAUCGUUGAAGAAGAUCCUGGUUGAAGAUUAUUACGCUGUUGUGGUACAUGGAAAACUAGCAGUUCUACCAGCAAGAGUGAAUGUCUACAACAUCGUUGAGAAAUACCUGGACUUCAGUAAGAAACUCUUCCCGCAAAAUACUGAAAUUGAUGUGCAACAUGAAUUCGGAACAACGCGUAUUGCCAGUGUGGACACCCUUUGUGCGUCUGCUCUCAAUCUGCGAGAUUAUUUUGACUUAAUCCUUGGCUAUCAGCUGCUGUACAAAUAUGAAAAGCCUCAGUACGAAGCUUUGGCAAGGCGUGAGCAGGAGAAAUUAGAUGGAGAGUGGUGGAAAAAGCACAAGGAUUUUUUAAAAGGACAGGGAGCAUGGGCUCGCAAUGCCACACCUCUGGAUCUAUUGCAGACGGAACAUGGUCCGUGCCCUCCAAAGUUUCGUCCAUCGAAAUUCUACGGUCUUUGUCAUCUGCUACGCUUGCUGGUUAAAGUACCGAUCUUGCUACGCCCAAGGUGGACGUGGACGGAUGAUCAUGAACUCAUGACGCGUGCUGCGAGUAUCCUCGAUUUCAAGGCGUUCCUUAGACAGAAUGCACCAUUUAUCUUGGAUUUCAAUCGGGACUAUAAGGUCGCGAGCGCUGAUUACGUGAAGUCAGUUGGUUGA
This is a messenger RNA of Cooperia oncophora, 1050 nucleotides long. The record is from the annotation of a GenBank genome assembly. Lineage: Eukaryota; Metazoa; Nematoda; Chromadorea; Rhabditida; Trichostrongylidae.